CAAUGCCGCAUUCUGGGCAGCAAGGAGAGGAAACCUGGCUCUGCUUAGGCUGUUGCUGAACAGCGGUCGGGUGGAUGUGGACUGCAGGGACAGUGUAUGGAUGGACGCAUUGGGUAUACGCAUGCCAAGAGCACGCCAUGUCCUCCCAUCGGCAUGAGAGCACCUCCUGAAUACAUUGCCCUUCACGAUGCUUAUCUACUUUUUCAUGUAUUUGCUUGCUUUGUCCUUUUUGAAAAGUCCAAGUAUGGCACCACACUCCUCAUGGUCGCCUCCUAUGCUGGUCAUAUAGACUGUGUGAAGGAACUUGUUCUCCAAGGUGCGGACAUCAAUCUCCAGAGAGAGUCGGGUACAACUGCCCUCUUCUUUGCUGCCCAGCAAGGCCACAAUGACGUGGUGAGAUUUCUGUUUGAAUUUGGAGCAUCCACUGAAUUUAGGACCAAAGACGGGGGCACUGCCCUGUUGGCUGCCAGUCAGUAUGGGCACAUGCGAGUGGUGGAUACCUUGCUGAAGCAUGGAGCCAACAUCCACGACCAGCUUUAUGAUGGAGCCACUGCACUCUUCCUCGCUGCCCAAGGUGGUUACUUGGAUGUCAUUCGAUUGUUAUUGUCUUCAGGAGCCAAAGUCAACCAGCCACGGCAGGACGGGACGGCGCCGCUGUGGAUCGCGUCUCAGAUGGGCCACAGCGAGGUGGUGAGGGUGAUGUUGCUGCGCGGGGCCGACCGCGACGCCGCUCGGGACGAUGGUACAACAGCGUUACUGAAAGCAGCCAACAAAGGGUAUAAUGAUGUUAUAGAGGAGUUGCUGAAAUUCUCACCCACUCUUGGUAUUUUGAAGAAUGGGACAUCAGCGCUCCAUGCUGCAGUGCUCAGUGGGAAUAUUAAAACAGUCGCGCUGCUCCUGGAAGCAGGGGCAGACCCAGCCCUGAGAAACAAGGCCAAUAAACUUCCGGCAGAACUAACCAAAAAUGAACGUAUAUUGCGUCUCCUCCGAGGUAAAGAAGGGCGCAGGAAGAGCUAACUUAGUUGUAUAUUUGCCUGGAAGGUAGAAACCUUAACCACAUUGUCCGAAAAUGAAAUUGCUUUUAAACAGUGUUGGAAAUUCUGUUAAGAAGGAAAAUGCUCCAAAUGCCCACCCUGGGUCCCUGACCAAGAAGUGCUGUGCUUUGUGCCCUGAAUCAAGGACAGGACAGCUCAGGGGGCUCUUCCCUCACGUACGGUGGGCUUCUCACACUGGCCUAUAACCCCACUCCGGGGGGACCUAGCCGUUUCGUGGAUUCCACAGAAACUCAUUUUAAACUAUACUAACUUGGGCCUCUCAGUUAAACUCUUAUUGUUAAGUCUUCUAAGAGGUUUAAGCAAGGAGACAGAAAGACUGUAAGCUUUUAGACUGAAAGUCUGACCUUCAAUGAAUCGAUGCACUUUUGCUUUUUUGUUAAAUAUAAGUGUGCUAAAAGAUAUAACUGCAUCAUAUUUUAUAUAACGUAUGUCAUCCCAGUGUAAAAUGUUUUCUUCUACCCAAGGAUCAUAGCCAUGGUUCCUAAGACUCAACAAUGUAUAAAGUUACAUUAUUAAAAAGCCGGUCAUUCCGCCUUGUACUUUUCAAAGAUGGACUGUUGAACUAUGCAAAAGACAAAUUGUUUAUUUGUGAGUUGAUCCUCAUCUAAUUCCUAAUAUGUAAAAAUCAUUUUUACCUGGAGUCCAUAUUGUAGGUAUGGUAGGAUACAAAUGACAAAUUUGGAAAUUCAGAAAAUUACAAACCACAGGAAAUUUAGGCUUGUUUCUUUGAGCUUUUAUUUUGGUUAUAUUGUGGGCAAUCUAUUUCCCUUGCCAUAACUAAGUAGACUUAACAUGCUGUGGAAUCUUGAACUUCCAACACUAUGUAGCUUGAUACAAUGACUUUGAGGUCCUUGGAUAAAAUGUGAUAUAUGCAAGUACAGUAUGUUGCUUUACUAUUGUAGGAGUAUAGGUAAUAAAAGACUAUUAUUAGUGUUUAAUAAGUGUUCGUCUUGCAUGUUCUUGAGCUGAUUGAUUCUAGAAUUUUAUUAAAUUAUUUCUUUGAAGGGAGUGUCAAAUUUUAUAUUUGAUGCACUUUAUACUCAAUGGUGUCUAAAUGCCUCAGUCAGUGCCUAACUGCACACACAAAAACGAAACCUUUCCAUAACCUACUGUAAUAAACACUGUUGGUAUUUCUGUUAUUUAAACAGUUCUUUUGUUUUCUUGUUGAUGUUUUGCUAUGGUUUCCAGCCAGUGUUCUAUGUAAAGACAUGUUAAGAUGGAGGGAAAUGUUAUAAAUCCCAAAAGAUUUUUUUAAACCAAUUUUCAGUGUUACUAAAGCAUUUUCUUUAAGUCAGUAAACAAAAGAACAUAAUUUUUAAAAUUAGAAGGUAUUCUCAUAAAAUUUAUGAUCAAUAAAAAUAGUCAAGCAACAAAACAGCUUAUUUUGAUUACUAUCUGCAAUCUAAUUUCAGGAUAAAAAUUUAGAAAGCUCUGUCUCUAUUGCUAAAAUACCCACAUAUAAACACAUAUUAGUAGCUAAAAAGCAUUUAACUACUAGCCAAUUUCCUCAUUGACUUUCUUUUAUUCAGCAAAGUUGUACAAAUAUACAUUUCAUGGGAAUUCCAUAUGGCUGUAUUUAUUUUGAAGAGGAAAAUAAUGUGGCCUUAAAUGCUUUAUAUUUUUCACUGAUAGUUAACCCUCAGGCCAAAAAUGGUUGCUCAUCACUGAUAUAAAUCAAAACAGUAAGUAUUAUAGGUACUGAAAACAAAGCUCCAAAAGACAAAAUGGGAUGAAAUCAGAAACAGUGUUUUUCACUAAAACAUGUUGUCCUUGGCCUAGUUAUCAGAUCAUUUUAGGUGGAUAAUGUUUUUGAUCAAUAUUAGAGCCAUUUAAAAUGAAUCCAGCAGCUUUAACAACCUUUAAUGGAGGCCUUCUUACUGUAGGUAAGAGGUCUCCAGCUUAGAAGGCACACACUUGGUCUAGAUGAGAUUAUUAUAUUAUCCAUAGCAGAGAAUAUGAUUAUAUUAAUCAUUCACCAAAGACUGAAUAAAAGGUCUGUUUUUUAAAGUUAAAUUGCAUUUAUUUUCCACACAGUUAGAUGGUUCUUAUUUCAUGUCAAUCUAAUUCACAAUUCAAUGAGCUCUGCACCCCAAGACUCAAAAUUAGCAAUUCCAAUGCAAGUCAUUUGCUUAAUUGAACCACAAAGUUUUUUAUUAUAUCCAUUUGUUUGAUGAAACAGUCCAUGUUAUAAUUCAAAAUAAAGUUAAUGUACUACCCAA
This is a messenger RNA of Hipposideros armiger (great roundleaf bat), 3274 nucleotides long. RefSeq names its product ankyrin repeat domain 29 (gene ANKRD29). NCBI's taxonomy places the organism in Eukaryota, Metazoa, Chordata, Mammalia, Chiroptera, Hipposideridae. The coding region runs from base 97 to 1017 and encodes 306 amino acids. The record is from RefSeq and is a predicted model, not a curated record. The transcript has 9 exons. Gene Ontology annotation, molecular function: protein binding.